AUGUCGAAAAAACUCAGCGACUCCGCGGUCAUCGUCAUCGUCAUCGUGUGCUGUCUCGCCUUCAUCUCAAUGGGCGCAGCACUGACUCGCCAAUUAUAUCCGCCGAGCGAAUCAGGGACGCGAUACGAGCCGACCCGAGACCAGGAGAUGUAUAUGCGGACGGUGCGCAUGCGCAAUCGAUAUAACUUUCAUCGACAGUCUUUGAUGCCGAAGGAUUUAGAGUCGAAUUAUGCUACGGAAGAGUCGUCGAGGAUGUGA
Messenger RNA from Aspergillus glaucus CBS 516.65, 258 nucleotides. RefSeq lists its product as uncharacterized. The coding region runs from base 1 to 258 and encodes 85 amino acids. The record is from RefSeq and is a predicted model, not a curated record. Lineage: Eukaryota; Fungi; Ascomycota; Eurotiomycetes; Eurotiales; Aspergillaceae. The transcript has 2 exons.